Penicillium longicatenatum is the source of this 567-nucleotide messenger RNA. RefSeq lists its product as uncharacterized. The transcript has a single exon. The record is from RefSeq and is a predicted model, not a curated record. Lineage: Eukaryota; Fungi; Ascomycota; Eurotiomycetes; Eurotiales; Aspergillaceae. The coding region runs from base 1 to 567 and encodes 188 amino acids.
AUGGCCUCCGAGUACUACACGGUCCCACUAAUCAAGAUGAUGAUGGAAAUUUAUGUCAAGAGCCCUACCAAGGAAACAAUGAGUGCAAUGGUGCUGGGAAUCCUCAACUACUACUUCCCGCAAAGCCUGGACUACGCAAUGGAUUUCCAGCCUCGACUUCAAGCCGACUGGAAUCUGAAUGUCGAUCUUGCUAUUCGCCGAUGGUAUCCCGAAGCACCUGCCAAAUAUGAGCUUGCAAACCAAGCUCUCGUCGAUAUUCAGCUUGGCAUGGGUCCAUUCAGCGAGCAGGAUUGCGAGGAGAUUGAGAAUAGGCUGUCUGUUUUUGUCGACAAAGACAAGAACAACACGAAUGAUUGCUGGUUCAUCCUUUUUCAUGGGAUGUUUGUUCGAUCUUACCUCUGGAGGGCUGGUGAUGAUGAUGAGGAGCAUUUGGUCAUCAAUUAUCCACUUGAGGACCAUGAGGACCAUGGGCGCGAUGGCACCCCAGCGUACGGCUUCCACCUGAUAGAAGACCAUGAGCAGGUUGAUUACAUCCUGCGUCGUCUUGCUCGAGAGGGCUGUGUGUGA